Molecule: messenger RNA, 2000 nt
Organism: Lotus japonicus
Lineage: Eukaryota; Viridiplantae; Streptophyta; Magnoliopsida; Fabales; Fabaceae
Product: wall-associated receptor kinase-like 8
Exons: 7
Coding region: 86-1873 (595 amino acids)
Biological process (GO): protein phosphorylation
Molecular function (GO): protein kinase activity; ATP binding
Source: RefSeq, a predicted model, not a curated record
UGCUAUAUGCUAUCAUUUUCCCAAAGUUUCGCAGCUUCUCAAUGAGUAUUUCUCUUGCGGGUUUAAAAAGGGGUUUGAUUUGGACAUGACAACAAAAACCAAUCUCUCACCACCCUUGUUUGCAUUCUUCUUUAUCUCAACAUUCUUAUACUCCUCGCUUCUCGUAUCUACUCAAAUUUCCCCCUCGGGUUCACAAGGUAAAUGUGAGUUGAAUUUCAACAGCACAUAUGUGGCAUUUGGUGAGUGCGGGGACGCGAAAGAGGACAUAAACAACUGGGGUGGCGAUGGUUUUCCGGCCACCGUAUGUUGUCGUAAUACUCUUACAGUUCUGUCCGAUGCCAUGGCGGUGCAAGCCCGUAACUCAACAGCGGGACAAUUGUUUGUUUCCCAUGAUCAAUGGCAGAGCUGUGGUGACUCAUUUCAUCCGCAACAAGGGAUGUCACUGUCAUCAUGUGGCUUUGAUAGCUUAUACUUUGGGAGUUCCAAAUGCUCUAGUGUAGUUUUGCAGGAUGUGAGGAGCAUGGAUCAGUACCAAGAUGCAUUGAGCAAGUGCUCCCACUUCGACCAUCCAUACAAUGAGGCUUGUGCAGAUUGUAGCGAGGCAAUUUUGAGUUUGAGAGAUAGUUUGUAUGCUUCUGAAAUGGGGAAGGACAACAACAAUGAUACUGAGAGAGUCAUAUGUGGGGUGGCUGCUCUGGUUGCUGUGGCAGCUGACAAAUCUGACGACCCUUCCUUACCUGAUAAAUUCUUGCGCUGCUUGCCUGCUCCAGGAGCAAAAAAAACCACGAGAUCAUGGACAAAACUCCUGUUUAGCGUGCUGGCAGGUGCUCUUGUAGUGUUGCUUCUUGUGUUUCUGGUAAGAUGCAUUUCCAUAAAGCCUCGUAAGCGGGUUCAGUUGAGAGAGAUCACCACUUGCUCUGGAUUACUGUUCUCAAAAACUGAAAUUGAGAAAGCAAUCAAUUUUGGCGGUGAAAAGAUAUGCCUUGGACGUGGGAGUGCAGGAAUGGUUUACAAAGGUGUUCUUCCCAGCGGUCAGGUUGUGGCGGUCAAACAUUUAACAAAGGGUAACAAUGCUGAUUCUUUCACUCGAGAAGUUGAAGGCCUUUCCAGGCUUCGUCACCCAAAUUUGGUUUGUCUAUUUGGUUGUUGCACAGAAGAUGGAGAUAGAUAUCUGGUCUAUGAAUUUUGUGCAAAUGGAAAUCUAGCUCAACAUCUCUUAAGAAAAGAUAGUCAUUUGACAUGGGAAACAAGAGUCAAGAUUUUGAGAGAUUGUUCAUUCGCGCUCAAGUAUCUCCACCAUCAUAUAGGGGGUUGUGUUGUACAUAGAGAUAUCAAGCUUACUAAUAUUCUCUUGACUGAGAACUAUGAAGCCAAAUUGUCGGAUUUUGGAUUGGCAAAGAUGAUGGGGAUGGAAGAGACCAAGGUUUUUACUGAUGUUAGAGGAACCAUAGGUUACAUGGAUCCAGAGUACAUGACUAAUGCCAAGCUAACUUGCGCUAGUGAUGUCUACAGUUUUGGUAUUGUUGCUUUACAAAUUCUGUCAGGACAGAAAGUCAUAGAAUUGGAUCUUGAUGCCAGAGAUCAACUCACUAGGAAGGCAAGAGAUGUGAGUAUGGGAAAACGUCCUGUGUCAGAUUUUGAAGAUCCAAGACUUGGUGGACAAGUUGAUAAGGAGGACUUUAACGCCAUCUUACAGAUUGCAGUGUUGUGUGUUGCCAAAUCAAGCAAAGGUCGCCCAACCAUUGAGAUCAUUUUUGACGAAUUGGACAAGGUCUACAAGGACGCAAGAGCAAGGAAGGAGAAAAAACUGGAUGCAUGUACAUCAACAACAUUCAACCCGAGCGAAAGUCCUCCAAAAUUGACUUCUAAUUGACAUAAAGGAUAUUGCACAAGAUUAUCAUACACAAGUGCGUGUGAUGGAAUUCGAAGAUAGAAUAACUGAAAAUCAGGAUGAAGAUGUACAUUACCUAUAAUUCAAUGAAAUAAAUUUAUUUUGAGGA